GGAAAACGGAAAAAAGCCGAGCCUGGAAUCAUAAAUGAAAACAAAUGGAGAACGAGUGAGGCUGCUGAAGAAAGCUCCGUGAAGGUCAUGGAAAAGCCCUCGACCACUGUACCGGAACCAGCGCAACGGAUCGCCGGUCGAAUGCAGCGAAAGUGCCGGAACACGAUCCAAUGCGAGAAUCAAGAAGACAGAAAAGAAGAUUAA
This is a messenger RNA of Thelazia callipaeda (thelaziosis nematode), 204 nucleotides long. The record is from the annotation of a GenBank genome assembly. NCBI's taxonomy places the organism in Eukaryota, Metazoa, Nematoda, Chromadorea, Rhabditida, Thelaziidae.